AUGCCCGCACCCCGCUCAGCGCUUGUCUCGCAGAGGCCGGGCACAGCCCGUCGAGAGGAGGAAACCCUCGGAAAGCAAACGCUGAUCUGGCCGCAGCCUCCCUCCCCCACUCCCUCCCUGUGCGCCCGGCCUUGUCCGACCGGCAGGUACAGAGCGGGACGGGCCGAGCCGCAGGGCCGGGGCCAGCGGGCCGCGGGGCGAUGCUGUGGGAGCAGCGGGGCCGGGGACGGCAGGCUGCGCUGCCUCCUGCUGGGGCUGCUGGGCGGCGGCGGCGGGGGCCAGCCCGGCGGCGGCGAGUAUUGCCACGGCUGGGUGGACGGGCAGGGGGGCUACCACGAGGGCUUCCAGUGCCCCGAGGGCUUCGACACGGCGGUCGCCACCAUCUGCUGCGGCUCCUGCGCUCUGCGCUACUGCUGCGCCGCCGCCGAGGCUCGCCUGGAGCAGGGCGGCUGCACCAACGACCGGGAACCCUCGGAGCCGGGAGUCACCGCCCAACCAAUCUACGUUCCAUUCCUCAUUGUUGGAUCAAUAUUUAUUGCCUUCAUUAUCGUGGGCUCGCUGGUAGCAGUUUAUUGCUGCACAUGUUUAAGACCUAAACAACCAUCACAGCCAAUACAGUUUUCUCUGCGGAGCUAUCAGACCGAGACUCUUCCCAUGAUCUUGGCCUCCACAAGCUUCAGGACGCCAUCCAGGCAGUCCAGUACAGCGACAAGUUCCAGUUCGACCGGCAGCUCGGUUCGCAGGUUCUCCUUCCCCCGGGCAGAGCCAGGGUGCCUUGUGGCGUCCUCACCUCCACCGUACACAUCUGGCUGCUUCCAGACAGCCCAUGCAGUCCACCUGACCCAGCCAUCAGGAUUCCUGGUGUCUCCGCCGUACUUUGGGUAUCCUCUCCAGCCAGAGCCUGCCCUGGCUGGGAAGAGCUGCUCUGAUUUUACUCAGAGCUGAAAGAAGUUGUGCAGAACUAACACAGCCUUUGCAACCACAGGGGCUGCUGCUGUUGGGUGUCACACUGAUGUGCUCUGUGGCUGCAGAAGUCAGAACUGUUCCUGUGGGUGAGUUGCCCUUGAAAAGUGAGGGGUCUCACUUGAGAUUGCAUUUCCCAGACUUGGAUCUCACUUAAAAAGGAAUUGUAAAACACUUCAAAUAGUUGCUCUAAAACCGGACUGCUCUGCCUAAUUUGUGCAGAAUGUGUUCAGAGACAAGCAAAAGAACCGUGUUGGGACAGAGGUGUUAUAAAUGACAUUUUACCCUAAUGCAGUUAACUUAGUUAACAAACAGUGGCUGCAUUCCACUGAUAAUAAUAAGACUAGUUCUAUAAAGCAGCAAUAAGCCUGAGAGGUAAGAGAGGAGUAAUACUUACUAAAGAGGGUCCUUGAAAACAUCCGACUGCUUACCAUUUCCAUGAGCAAUGGAAGUAAGAGGAAGAAUCUUAAUAGAUAUCAAAAUGCAGAGGUUUUUUAAAAAUACACAUAAUCUACCUGAACUUACACUGCCUAUUUGUAUUAGUAAACUUUGACGAUGGUAGAUAAAACUAGUACUAAUUAGCCUAGUUGGAGAUCAGACAGUCCCACACAGCCAAAUUAUCUAUGAGGAAAGCAGAAUGUAUUCAGCAAUAUCACUGAUAACUUUUCCACAUAAAAUUCUAAAAAUAGUGUUCUACUAAUGCAUUCUUCAGAGGGAAGUAUUUAUUGUCAGCUUUUUGCUCAGCAAAUAUAAGUUGGACAAACUGAUCAUGAAGUUCUGUUUGUAAAAUCAGCCAUGUAAAAAAUGUAAAGACAAGUUUGUAAUUUAAAAUGUAUUUACACCAUCACUAAUUAUUUAGUAGCAACACCCCAAAAAAUUACCAAUAAACUGUGUGGUUGAAAUGUUGUGUCAUCAGUAUGACUCUGUACAGGUAGUGUUUGUUGAAUUUGGUUGGUGUAACUUAUUUUUUCCUGUUAAAAUAGUUUAUUCUGCUUUUAGAAAUGAUUUACAACUUUAACUGCACCUGUUGUGCAGAUUUAAUAUAUAAAAUUCUGACUAUAUAGCAAGCUAAUAGAUUCAUUUAUGUCUUUUACGUGCAGCUGUGAUGAAAAAGUGGUAAAAACGACACUGAUUAGUUGGGUAUUUUGGAUUAAACAUCCUGCGCUAGGAAUAAAUUCUGUUUGCCCUUCUACAUUCCUUCACCUAAGUAAACCAACAAACCAAAUGGAAGAAGAAAAAAAAAGCAUCUAAACCAAAUACAUGCAGUAAGCAAAUGGAAAAUACACAAGAAAAAAACCCCAAGCAGUCAUUAAAGGGCUUCUCUGUAUACUUAUUUUUGUGAAAAAACAAAGUCAUUCUGUGGGUCAGAAUCUACAAUAUCAAAGGCUGAGCUUUCUUAUUUUAUCAGUCUCAAGCUCCCUGUGUGUAGGAUCUGUUGAAGUGCAUUAUAGCUGACCUAUUUAACAAGUAGUUUAGAAAAGCUUCAUUAGUUCUUUCUCAAGAGUUGAACAAUUUUUUUGUAGCAAAUAUCUAGUGAUCAGUAGUUAUGAGAAAAAUAUUCCAAAAUAACCCUUUAAAUAAGUUUUUUACUGCACAAUUAGCAUCAUAAUCAAGCUGACAUUACUGCUAGAAAAGCAGUUUCUAAGCAGAAAGACAAGUUCCAUACAAUGAUGUUCUAAGUAAUAGGCUCUAGCUUGAAUGCUGUAAUCGUUAAUUACAACCCAAAUUGUGAUACACAGCUGUGUAUAUGUUUUGCAAGAUACUAAAAAUUAGAUUUUGAGUAUUCGGGAAAUUAAUUGAAAGUUAAGUGUUCUGGCCUGUAAUUUGAUUGUAGAAACAGUCUUCAAGGAAGGGGGCAAGAAAAUUUUUGCUUGCCUUUGAUGAGCUUUCAUAGGACUCUUCACUGCAUAUUUUGAACGGCUAUGAAUGGGACUGUUCGUCAAGUAACUUUCUGAAAAUUCAUUGAAUAUUUCAAGAGGUAUCAGCUGCCUUGUUCAGAAGCAUACUGUGAGAUGUGCUGAUCUCUCCUGUAUACAGCAGAAACAAACCAAUGCAACUGUAUUUUUUUGCAAAUUAUAGUAAGUUUGCAAUUAGAAGAAAUCUUUGUCUAAUAAACCAAGGCAGCACAGACCUGUUUUGGAAGCAGAAACGUGAUCACGUUUAACUAAGAGCAAUUUCUGUACUUUCAAAGAGUCAUCAGAGCCACUGACACAGGUGGUGAGUGGCUGAAAUCGAGCGUUUUCCUCCAAGACUGUACACAGCAAAGGCGUGAGUGUGGCUCAGUCACUGCCUGUUACCAUUUGGUGCUGUACAGGCCAGGCUGCUUCACUGCCAUGGUCUCAGAGGGCUCUGCAGGCACUUAUUCAUGUUUUAACAUAGCGACAGAUUUUUGCUACACUUGCAUGCAGCCUUAGAUUUUAAUGGUUAUUCAGCCUAAGGAGAGCUGUGAAGUUUGCCAUGUAGCAAGAAACUCAGCCUAGCAGGGAAGACCCCUCUGAGCCAUUUCCUUUCUUUCUCAUAGUUGAAGAACUUGACACACAGGAAUAAUUUAAUUGAAUCAGACUUACAUAAGUCUGUAAGUUUAUAGAGUGCUAAGUACUUCACAGAUCAGUAGCCAGACUGCAACAAAUCCUGCAGAUGUGGUUCUUAGGGUGGGAAAGAUCAGGUGUAGUUAAAAUAGCUUUGCUGGGCUACCUGUAAAAGUAGGGAUUAUGCACCAUCUGCAAAUAGACAAUGAAGAAACUAUAAAUAAAUAAAAAAUCUAUUGUUCAUGUAGCUACAGCAGCAGUGACCUAUAUAGCUGAAGGGAGAGGAAAGGAGGUGGCCAGAAUACAACCCAUGGAUAGAAAUGCUUUUGCCUGUGCCAGUAAGUUUCCAACCCAGAUGGAUCUGGUGUGCAGGCUAGAAUGCUGAAUUUCCUUCAUAAUGGAAAGGGCCUUUUGGCAUUAGAUACUCCUAUGAUUUAUAGGAACAGGAAAUUUUCCUAAAACUUGCAGACAGAACAGAAAUGAUAUUGUGAUAGCACUUUAAUGACUAAUGAAAUGGUUUGAAGGGCUGGAUGUAUGCUUGAACUGAAAGCAAUUGCUUGCUAACUGAAGUAACAUUUACAGGCAGUACUUUACUGCUAUAUUAACAAAGUAGAUUUAACUAUUUCUUUUGGAAUUCUGAACUCAGUUUAUACUCCUUUUACUAGCACUACACUAUUCUAAAAUCAAAAUGAAAGAAUAUUCACACUCAUUAAAUUAAUUACUGUAUGCUUUGAUUGCCAUUAACUGGUAAUGACUUAGAUGAAACCCAAGCCUUCUGUGGAUAAUGAGCAAUAGUGGCAUGCCAUUUGUUUUGUGUUUCCACAAUUUGGGAUUCUGAAGCAUGUAUCUCCAAAAUGCAUCAAGACUUUCUAGUGCUAGGGAAAACAUUACAAGUACAUGCAAGAAUGUCUGAAGGAUUCUGUUUGAAACUAGGUAAGCAGUACAGUAUGUGGCUAUGUAAACUCAUGGAUUAUUUGUAAUACUAAUCCCAGUGGAAUAAAAAAAAAGGUGACAAUUU
Molecule: messenger RNA, 4509 nt
Organism: Parus major (Great Tit)
Lineage: Eukaryota; Metazoa; Chordata; Aves; Passeriformes; Paridae
Gene: SHISA3
Product: shisa family member 3
Exons: 3
Coding region: 1-945 (314 amino acids)
Source: RefSeq, a predicted model, not a curated record